Messenger RNA from Aspergillus ibericus CBS 121593, 1476 nucleotides. Its product is annotated as Zn(II)2Cys6 transcription factor domain-containing protein. The transcript has a single exon. Gene Ontology annotation, molecular function: zinc ion binding; DNA-binding transcription factor activity, RNA polymerase II-specific. Gene Ontology annotation, biological process: regulation of DNA-templated transcription. Lineage: Eukaryota; Fungi; Ascomycota; Eurotiomycetes; Eurotiales; Aspergillaceae. Bases 1 to 1476 code for a protein of 491 amino acids. The record is from RefSeq and is a predicted model, not a curated record.
AUGAAUAACGCCAGCUUCGAGGAUCACAAUAUUCCGUAUCCUCCUGUCAGCCCCAGUCUCCGCAAGACUGCACAUGUCACCAGGCGCAUUGAGCGGCAGGCGUGUGAUCGGUGCCAUGGACACAAGGUGCGAUGCACCCGGAGUCCAAAUGGCUAUGGACCGUGCAUCCGGUGCCAACGCGCAAAUGCUGCCUGCGUGCACAGUUUCCCAGUGCUUCGAUCCUACCCUUCUCCCAGGGGUGCUCCGCCGGUGGCAUCACGACCGCACAAUCAUGUGCGAACCAGCCCGCAGGUGCCUCAGAUUUCUCCACAACUGCAGCAUCAACCGCACUCCCAACAUACUUCCUCACAUGAAGGACAGCUCCUUACCCCCAGCACAGAUCCAGGCUAUUGGCCAUCCUUCCCUCCUGGGUUACCCACCUCGGUCGACAAUGAUGUGGGGACGGGAUCUGCGAGCUUCAAGCCCUACUCCUACCCCUUCCCCUUCCACCACCCCCAACAGACCGCCGAGACGGGCCGCGGCACGGCGAUGCCUGAUAUCCUCCUCGAGCCGACAAACCAGGGAGUAGAGCGGGAUCGAUUCGACAAUCCGUUUCUAUUCAGCUCCGAUGAACACUUAGACCAGUCACAGAUCCCCUUCCUUCCAUCACACGCCGAGUGGCCUGACAGUGAAUCCAACAAUACCAGUCCGAGUCAAUCGUCUGUUCCCGAUCUUCUUGGGCAUAGCUCUCCGCUUCCACAAAACUCUCCGAUGGAGACGGUGUCCCAAGGAAUGCCGAGGGGGCGCAAUGACGACACCCCCAAUGGCAGUGGCGAGAUGGAACAAUUGAAUCAUCAUGCCAGUGUGGAUGAAUGUAUGCGACGUCUAUUCGACUUGCAUCUCAGCCUUUGCCAAAUGCAAAACUGCAGUGAGGCGCGUUCCGAUGAGAUCAAAACCAAUCAGGUGAUCAAAGCAUCGCAAGCCCUGGCUGUCAUCAUGCAUGGCCUGUAUAUUCACGCCCACAACUCCUUGUCGGAGCGAUCCAGUUCCAGCGGAGAAGGCGCCACCGCCCUUGCCGUCAUCUCCUGUUAUAUCCAUUUGCUCCGGGUGUAUAUCGACUUCGUGAAGGCUCUCCAGCAACAUUCCCGCGCCGAAUCGGCUCAAGGCAUGGUCCGCGGACCCCACCUGAUGAUGCCGCCGUCGAAUUCCGAGUUGGACCUCGUGCUGAAGGCCCAGCUGUUGUCUCAUUUGCUGGAUCGCGUCAGCCGCUAUGUGCGGAUGUAUCUGUCGUUGUACGUAAGUCGUGGCGAGCAGCAGCAGGGAAGUGGCGGUGGCGAGGGGGGUUAUAUUCGGAUUGUCGAACCGGUAGAGUUGCUUCUAGUCACCUUAGAGGAGCAGGAACAAAGGUUGAGGCAGGAUUUGAGUUGCUUAGGAAGACAAACUUUUGAAAUGGGCUUUGGCGUUGGUGAUCAUCGGACACAGGCUCGGAUGAAAUAG